Molecule: messenger RNA, 7791 nt
Organism: Diceros bicornis minor
Lineage: Eukaryota; Metazoa; Chordata; Mammalia; Perissodactyla; Rhinocerotidae
Gene: SYNGAP1
Product: synaptic Ras GTPase activating protein 1
Exons: 19
Coding region: 1971-6008 (1345 amino acids)
Biological process (GO): regulation of GTPase activity; negative regulation of Ras protein signal transduction
Source: RefSeq, a predicted model, not a curated record
GAGGGGACCGGGCCCCUCAGGCGGCGGUACCUCAAUGAGCGACACGAAAAGGCCAAUCACAGGCCAGCCCCGCAGGCCACGUGAUGAGAGAGCUGGCGCUAGGAAAGGGGGGGCUAAAGAUCCCGCAGACUCCAUGCGUCAGGUUGUGGAGUGGGAAAUCAUCCUUAAACCCCAGAAUGUGCCCACUGACAGCCCCUACACUGUUCCCGAGGCCUUAAGGAGUGGGAGGGUCUGAGAAGAUUGAACCUCGGGGGCGAAGAGAGCGCCCCCUGCCAUUUUGGUUAGGACUGACAGAUGCCUGGUUUGGGAAUGAACAAUGAUAAUCUGAGGAGAAGCCAGCUGUCCCUGGGUAGAGGGAAGUGAUUAGGCAGGCACGGGCUUGGCAAGACAAUGCCUAGGUGAGGAAAGAUGCAUUUUCAAAGGACAGAGUGAGACCCUGUCAAUGGGAUAGAGGGGCUGAGGGCGCCUCAGCCUUCUUAACUGAAACCCCAAAACUAGAGACAGACUGGUGAAUUGGCGAGAUGGGGAGAGAUGAGGGCUGCAGGUUAGAGAUACCGAGAAGACACCAGGAAGUAGUGAUGGUCCUUCUUUCCCUUAUCCCCUAACUAUUAGACUCUCCAGGACUGGUCUACCGCCUCAGCCUUGGGUCUCCUUCCAUCAACCCGUCCCCCUAGGAGCCAGGACCUGCCCUACAUAACCUCCCUGGGGCCCAAGCACAUCCUGUGACCCAAAAAUGGAGAGAGGGGCCAAUGAGAGGAGAGAUAGGUAGGAGGAGGCGACAGAGAAAAAAGCUCUUGCCACUCCCCCUACCCAGUAUCCCCGCUCCCUCCAAGGUCUGGGGUCUCUGGUCUGCUGGGUGGGUGUGACUGGGCGUUUCCCAGGCUGAUGUCAGAGUUCUCUUAUACCUACCUCUCUGGGGUUAGGAUCUCCCUGAGAUUUCUGUCUUUGGGAUUGGAGUUUGUCUCUGAGAUGGAGCUCUAUGGGGUGUUUCAGAAUUUGCAUUGGGAUCUUUCUCGGGACUGAGUUUCCUUUUUGUUUGGGGGGUUUCUGUGUUUCUGGGUCUGCAAUCACUCUCUCUGAGGUCUUUCAAACUCUUCUUUAUGUGUUUGGGGUCUCUGAGUUCUCCAUCUCUGGGCUAGCUGAGUGUCUCUUCUCUCUCUCUCUCUCCCUUCUCGCCCUCCCCCCCCCCCAGGUCUGGAUUGUCUCUGUCUCUGAGUCUGCAAUUUCUUUCUUCUGAGAUCUAAGUCUGGGGUCUCUGAUACCUCUCUCUGGGUCAGAGUUCUCUAAGACCUAAUUCUAGGUCUAGGUUCUUCUGAAUCUGGGUCUCAUCUUUUUUCUCUGAGUCUCCAUCUCAGGUCUUGGUCCCUGAAAAUCACCACGUGAGCCUGGAGUCUAAGAUUUCUGUGGCUAUGGAGAACCUUUUUGAGACUGGAUGCUCAGAUUUUUGAUCUUUGACCCCUCAGGGGGGAGUCUGGGGUCUUUUUUUCUGAGAUUGGGGUCUCUCUUCCUCUAGAUUUUGGGUUUGUGCCUCAGAUUAACUCCCAGGGGUGGCAAGGUAUCUUCCUCUGUGGGUCUGGGGUCUCUCGAUCUCAGGGUCUGGGGUCUGCAUCUUUAGAACUGCUCUCUUUCUCUCUGGUGUGUUUUUGAGUCAGGGGUCUCUCUCUCUCUCUCUCUCUCUGGUUCCCACUGAGUAGGGGUGGGGGCUGCCGAGUCUCUCUCUCCUCCUCCUCCUGCUCUCUCCUCUCGCUCGCUCCCCCGCCCCCCUCUCUCUCUCUCCCGGCUGCCGCUGCUGCCGUUGGCUCCUAUUCUCCUCCUCCUCCUCCUCUCUCCUCCUCUCUGCUCCUCUCCGCUCCUCUCUCCUCCUCUCUCCUCCUCCUCCUCCUCCACCUCCUCCUCCUUCUCCCCCUCUCUCUCCCCCUCUUUCUCUCUUCUUUCUCCCCCGUCCCCCCGCCCCCUCCCCCCUAGGCCUGAUGAGCAGGUCUCGCGCCUCCAUCCAUCGGGGGAGCAUCCCCGCGAUGUCCUAUGCCCCCUUCAGAGAUGUACGGGGACCUCCUAUGCACCGAACCCAAUAUGUUCACUCCCCAUAUGAUCGUCCUGGUUGGAACCCUCGGUUCUGCAUCAUCUCGGGGAACCAGCUUCUCAUGUUGGAUGAGGACGAGAUACACCCACUUCUGAUCCGGGACCGGAGGAGCGAGUCUAGCCGCAACAAACUGCUGAGACGCACAGUCUCCGUGCCGGUGGAGGGGCGGCCCCACGGCGAGCAUGAAUACCACUUGGGUCGCUCGAGGAGGAAGAGCGUCCCAGGGGGGAAGCAGUACAGCAUGGAGGCCGCCCCCGCUGCGCCCUUCCGGCCCUCGCAAGGCUUCCUGAGCCGGAGGCUAAAAAGCUCCAUCAAACGCACGAAGUCACAACCCAAACUUGACCGGACCAGCAGCUUUCGCCAGAUCCUGCCUCGCUUCCGAAGUGCUGACCAUGACCGGGCCCGGCUGAUGCAGAGCUUUAAGGAGUCACACUCUCAUGAGUCCUUGCUGAGUCCUAGCAGUGCGGCUGAGGCCUUGGAGCUCAACUUGGAUGAAGAUUCCAUUAUCAAGCCAGUGCACAGCUCCAUCCUGGGCCAGGAGUUCUGUUUUGAGGUAACAACGUCAUCAGGAACAAAAUGUUUUGCCUGUCGUUCUGCGGCCGAAAGGGACAAAUGGAUCGAGAAUCUACAGCGGGCAGUAAAACCCAACAAGGACAACAGCCGCCGGGUGGACAACGUGUUGAAGCUGUGGAUCAUAGAGGCCCGGGAGCUGCCCCCCAAGAAGCGGUACUACUGUGAGCUCUGCCUAGAUGACAUGCUCUAUGCGCGCACCACCUCCAAGCCCCGCUCGGCCUCAGGGGACACCGUCUUCUGGGGCGAGCACUUUGAGUUUAACAACCUGCCGGCCGUCCGUGCCCUGCGGCUGCAUCUCUACCGUGACUCUGACAAAAAGCGCAAGAAGGACAAGGCGGGCUAUGUCGGCCUGGUGACUGUGCCCGUGGCCACCCUAGCUGGGCGCCACUUCACAGAGCAGUGGUACCCCGUAACCCUGCCAACAGGCAGUGGGGGCUCUGGGGGUAUGGGGGGCUCAGGCGGGGGCGGGGGCUCGGGGGGCGGCUCAGGGGGCAAGGGCAAAGGAGGUUGCCCGGCUGUGCGGCUGAAAGCACGUUACCAGACAAUGAGUAUCCUGCCCAUGGAGCUGUAUAAGGAGUUUGCAGAGUAUGUCACCAACCAUUAUCGGAUGCUGUGUGCAGUAUUGGAGCCUGCCCUGAACGUCAAGGGCAAGGAAGAGGUUGCCAGUGCACUGGUUCACAUCCUGCAGAGUACGGGCAAGGCCAAGGACUUCCUUUCAGACAUGGCCAUGUCUGAGGUGGACCGGUUCAUGGAACGGGAGCACCUCAUAUUCCGCGAGAACACGCUCGCCACUAAAGCCAUAGAAGAGUACAUGAGACUGAUUGGUCAGAAAUACCUCAAGGAUGCCAUUGGGGAAUUCAUCCGUGCUCUGUAUGAGUCCGAGGAGAACUGUGAGGUGGACCCCAUCAAGUGCACGGCGUCCAGUCUGGCAGAGCACCAGGCCAACCUGCGAAUGUGCUGUGAGUUGGCCCUGUGCAAGGUGGUCAACUCCCAUUGCGUGUUCCCGAGGGAGCUGAAGGAGGUGUUUGCGUCGUGGCGACUGCGCUGCGCAGAGCGGGGCCGGGAGGACAUCGCUGACAGGCUGAUCAGCGCCUCGCUCUUCCUGCGCUUCCUCUGCCCAGCCAUUAUGUCGCCCAGUCUCUUUGGGCUCAUGCAGGAGUACCCAGAUGAGCAGACCUCACGAACCCUCACCCUUAUCGCCAAGGUCAUCCAGAACCUGGCCAACUUUUCCAAGUUUACCUCAAAGGAGGACUUUCUGGGAUUCAUGAAUGAGUUUCUGGAGCUGGAGUGGGGUUCCAUGCAGCAGUUCCUGUACGAGAUCUCCAACCUGGACACGCUGACCAACAGCAGUAGCUUUGAGGGUUACAUCGACUUGGGCCGAGAGCUCUCCACACUGCAUGCCUUGCUCUGGGAGGUGCUGCCCCAGCUCAGCAAGGAAGCCCUCCUGAAGCUGGGCCCAUUGCCCCGGCUCCUCAAUGACAUCAGCACAGCUCUGAGGAACCCCAACAUCCAAAGGCAGCCAAGCCGCCAGAGCGAGCGGCCCCGGCCUCAGCCCGUAGUGCUGCGGGGUCCAUCAGCCGAGAUGCAGGGCUACAUGAUGCGGGACCUCAACAGCUCCAUCGACCUUCAGUCCUUCAUGGCUCGAGGCCUCAACAGCUCUAUGGACAUGGCUCGCCUCCCCUCCCCAACCAAGGAAAAGCCGCCCCCACCACCCCCUGGUGGGGGGAAGGACCUGUUCUAUGUCAGCCGUCCGCCUCUGGCCCGUUCCUCGCCAGCAUACUGCACGAGCAGCUCAGACAUCACAGAGCCAGAGCAGAAGAUGCUGAGUGUCAACAAGAGUGUCUCCAUGCUGGAUCUGCAGGGCGAUGGGCCCGGUGGCCGCCUAAACAGCAGCAGUGUGUCCAACCUGGCGGCCGUCGGGGACCUGCUGCACUCGAGCCAGGCCUCCCUGACAGCGGCCUUGGGGCUGCGGCCGGCGCCUGCUGGACGCCUCUCCCAGGGGAGUGGCUCGUCCAUCACUGCGGCUGGCAUGCGCCUCAGCCAGAUGGGCGUCACCACGGACGGUGUCCCUGCCCAGCAACUGCGUAUCCCCCUCUCCUUCCAGAACCCUCUCUUCCACAUGGCUGCUGAUGGGCCAGGCCCCCCAGGGGGACACGGAGUGGGCGGUGGCCAUGGCCCACCCUCUUCCCAUCACCACCAUCACCACCAUCACCACCACCGAGGUGGAGAGCCCCCAGGGGACACCUUUGCCCCAUUCCAUGGCUAUAGCAAGAGUGAGGACCUCUCCUCAGGGGUCCCCAAGCCCCCUGCUGCUUCCAUCCUUCACAGCCACAGCUACAGUGAUGAGUUUGGACCCUCUGGCACUGACUUCACCCGUCGGCAGCUCUCACUCCAGGACAACCUGCAGCACAUGCUGUCCCCUCCCCAGAUCACCAUUGGUCCCCAGAGGCCUGCCCCCUCAGGGCCUGGAGGUGGGAGCGGUGGUGCGGGCAGUGGCGGGGGUGGCGGGGGCCAGCCGCCUCCGUUGCAGAGGGGCAAGUCUCAGCAGUUGACAGUCAGCGCUGCCCAGAAACCCCGGCCAUCCAGCGGGAAUCUGUUGCAGUCACCGGAGCCGAGUUACGGCCCUGCCCGUCCGCGGCAACAGAGCCUCAGCAAGGAGGGCAGCAUUGGGGGCAGCGGGGGCAGCGGUGGCGGAGGGGGUGGGGGGCUCAAGCCCUCCAUCACCAAGCAGCACUCUCAGACGCCAUCCACGCUCAACCCCACGAUGCCAGCCUCCGAGCGGACAGUGGCCUGGGUCUCCAAUAUGCCUCACCUGUCAGCUGACAUCGAGAGUGCCCACAUCGAGCGGGAAGAGUACAAGCUGAAGGAGUACUCCAAGUCGAUGGAUGAGAGCCGCCUGGACAGGGUGAAGGAGUACGAGGAGGAGAUCCACUCACUGAAGGAGCGGCUGCACAUGUCCAACCGGAAGCUGGAAGAGUAUGAGCGGAGGCUGCUGUCCCAGGAAGAACAGACCAGCAAAAUCCUGAUGCAGUAUCAGGCCCGACUAGAGCAGAGCGAGAAGAGGCUAAGGCAGCAGCAGGUGGAGAAGGACUCGCAGAUCAAGAGCAUCAUUGGCAGGCUGAUGCUGGUGGAGGAGGAGCUGCGCCGGGACCACCCCGCCAUGGCUGAGCCGCUGCCCGAACCCAAGAAGAGGCUGCUCGACGCUCAGGAGAGGCAGCUUCCCCCCUUGGGUCCAACAAACCCGCGUGUGACGCUGGCCCCACCUUGGAACGGCCUGGCCCCCCCAGCCCCGCCCCCCCCACCCCGGCUGCAGAUCACCGAGAACGGCGAGUUCCGAAACACCGCAGACCACUAGCCCACCCAGCAUCACAGACCUUGUUCUCCCUCCCCAUGCACCCCACCCUGGAACAGCACCAACCACCAGGAAUGGACGUCGCCGAGGGACAGCGGGAUUGCCUCCCUGAAUGCCUCCUUGGGGGGCACCAAUCCCCCACCCCCACUGCACCAUUUCCAGGAGGGAGAACGGGGACCCUUAGCUGCCCCCUUUUCUUCCUGUUGGGGUGCUGCCCCGUGACCCCUAAGGACCCUUGCCCCAGGACACCACCUACCCCACACAGACCCCUUCACUCCGGGGUGCUAUCCCCAUCCUCUGCCUCAUCGUUCCCCUGAGCACUGGGGGACAGACCCUCGCCCCCACCCUGGGGGUGUGGCACCUCCAAACUUUCAACUUCAGGGUGAUUUUUUUAGCAGUAACCAGAGCUGACAAUCUAACUCCCCUCCACCGCCCCAUUUUGGCCUCCCCCUGUCCCCGUUGUUAUGGGGAGGGGACCCCAGGUGAGGGGGCCCUAUUACCCCUUGAUUUCUCAGGAGCGUCUGGGGGGGCUCAGCACGCACAAACUCCUUCUCCUCUACCACUCUUAAAUUUACUCCCUUCCCACCCAGAACCCAGAUGGGGUGGAGGGGCCACCGGGGCAGGGAGGGGGCGGCAAGGGGGGAAUGGGAGUUAUCUCCCGUUCCUCCCACACCUGAUCUGCUCUUGGCUGGUCCCAGAGCGGGGUGAGGGGGCUUAUGCCCCCCCCUCCCCCAGUGUGUUGGGUGGGGUGGAAUUGAGGUUAGGGUGAAGGGUUAGGGUUUAGGAGGGUGUGUAUGUUGGGGAGGACAGACUAGUUGAUCUGCCCUCCCCUGACACACACAGUCCCCCCUGCCCCUCCCCUCUCUCUUCUUGGUCUCUACUCCCAGGGGGAGAGGGGAACUUACUCUAGGAAAAGCCAUGUCUCUCUCCCCCAGGGUGGGGGGACCUGUGUUGGAGAAGGGGUGUUGGGGGCCCCCUUCCAUGACUCUGUCCCCCGGGGGGAGGUAGGACAGGGCUGGGCUUCCCUCUCAUCCUCCCCCCUCCUCAAUCUCCCUCCACCUCCCUCCCUCCCGCCAGCUCCACAAUUUUUCGGUGUUUCUCUGUAUAUAGCUCUCUGGCGGGAUAGGGGAGGUAGGAUGGAUGGGGUUUGGGGUGGGUACGUCAUGGGAGGGGAAAAGCCCCUCCUUGGCACCCCCUCUUCCCUGACUGCUGUCCCCUACCCAGCCUUGCCCCCUCAUCCCUUCUUGCGUUUGGUAUUGAGACUCUUCCCAGACUCCACCCUUCUUUCUUUUGUAUGGACAGUUCCCCUUCAGUCCCAUCCCCCUACACACAUACACCCAGCCGGGGCCAAAUUUAUACUUAUAUAAAAGUUGUAAAUAUGUGAUAUUUUAUCCCUGUGCCCUGUCCUUGCUUUCCCAACCUCAGACCCUACCCCUGGACCCCUUUUCCUCCUCUCUUCUUUGGCUGUUGUAAUUAUCUGGGGUUUGUACUGUACAUAUCCGGGGUGUGUGUGUGUGGGCUGGGGGCAACCCCUCUGUACAGAGCUUCCUGGCCCCCUCCCCUCCACGCUUCCCUCUUCACCCACCCCCCCUAAGGGUAGGGAGAUGCUCUUCCUACCUGUUUUAUUUUGUUUUCUCGUUCUCCCUCCCCACCCCACCCCACUCCCACCCUUCUCUUGUCCCGCACCAUUGCCCCUUUUUCUCCACUCCCAGCCCCAUUUCCUUUUUUUCUGGAGUGUGUGGUGAAACAGAAAAAUCAUGUUUAAUAAACGGAGAUUGUUCUUUUA